CUGCCUUCGACAGGAGAUUUGUUACAUACAACAAAUGAUACGGCAGAGAAGGUCAUUGCUGAAUUCACCUCAAUGUUCCGAUAACAGAACCAGCAACAAUAGCCAAAGCAAGUGAUGAAUUAAUGUAUAUUGCUCCUGAAUCUACAACAGCUCCAGCAGCCACAGUUACUAAUGUGUUUAACUUAAGGGCUACUAAAAAUACACCAGCUGAAUCUGCCGCAGAUACAAAUGUAUUUAAGUUUGGUAGUCAAGUAGCCAAACAAUCUACAACUGCCUCAGUUAAUGAUGGAUUUAGGUUUGGUAUUCCUGUAACAGCACCAUCUACAACAGCCACUGUUAAUGAUGGAUUUAAGUUUGGUAUUCCAGUAACAGCAACAUCUACAACAGCCACUGUUAAUGAUGGAUUUAAGUUUGGUAUUCCAGUAACAGCAACAUCUACAACAGCCAAAGUUAAUGAUGUAUUUAAGUUUGGUAGUCAAGAAACCAAACAAUCUACAACAGCCACAGAUAAUGAUGGAUUUAAGUUUGGUAUUCCUGCAACAGCACCGCCAGUUAAUGAUGGAUUCAAGUCUAACUGUACUGUAACAGCACCAGCUUUAACAGAAAAAGUUACUGAUGAAUUGACAAAAGCAUCUUUCACAACAGCCUCAAAAAGCCAUGAAGCUCAAAAACCAACUGAAAGGCUAACUGCUUCUACACAAUUAAGCGAUGGAACAAUCACGACACCAUCAAACUCAAAUGUCUCAGUAUCCUGUACGUUACAAUCUAAACAUGAAUCUACUUUACCAUCAUCAAAUAGUGGACUAUCGCUAAAUGUAUUGUCACACACUAAAGCGCAAACAUAUACUGUACCUUCACUAAAAGUGCUCUCAACACCCACUGGACCUUUGACACCUUAUAGACCAUCUACAAACUGUAGACACUCAUUAUCCACUGGACUAUCAACAUUUAUUGAAAUAACAACAGACACUAGACAAUCAAAUUCUUCAGGACCAUUAACAAACACAGGUCGAUCAAAAAACACUAAACCAUCAACAAACAAACGACCAUCAACAAACAAAGAACAAUCAACACCCACUGAACCAUCAAACAACAUUGAACAGUCAACAAACAACGGAGCAUCAACUAACCCUGGACAAUCAACAAACAUUGAACCAUCAACAAACACUGGACAAUCAACAAACAUUGAACCAUCAACAAACACUGGACAAUCAACAAACAUUGAACCAUCAACAAACACUGGACAAUCAACAAACAUUGAACCAUCAACAAACACUGGACAAUCAACAAACAUUGAACCAUCAACAAACACUGGACAAUCAACAAACAUUGAACCAUCAACAAACACUGGACAAUCAACAAACAUUGAACCAUCAACAAACACUGGACAAUCAACAAACAUUGAACCAUCAACAAACACUGGACAAUCAACAAACAUUGAACCAUCAACAAACACUGGACAAUCAACAAACAUUGAACCAUCAACAAACACUGGACAAUCAACAAACAUUGAACCAUCAACAAACACUGGACAAUCAACAAACAUUGAACCAUCAACAAACACUGGACAAUCAACAAACAUUGAACCAUCAACAAACACUGGACAAUCAAAAUUCACUGAACCAUCAACAAACCCUACACAAUCAACAAACAUUGAACCAUCAUCAAACACUCGACAAUCAACAUCCACUGAUCCAUCAACGAAUGCGGGAGAAUCAACAAACACCGGAAAAUCAAAAUCCACUGGACGAUCAACAAGAACUGGACCAUCAAUACUCUCACAAAAGAGAAUUAACAGCCUUUUCUCUCAUUAUGCUGUCAUUACAAAAAAACAACCAGAUACGAGAAUCAAAGGGGUAUUAUCAAUACAAGUGGACAAGAGCAAGAACCAUGCUAGUAUGAUGGUCACCGAGAGAGGAAAGAUAUUACACACGGUGGACAUAACAAAGUUAAAUACUGAGCCGUCAUCAGAAGAGAACAAUGUUGUUUUGAUGGUACCUAAAAAUAGAUCACAGGAACUAGAGGAAGUUACCAUCACACUGGAAAGCUCAUCACUUGCGUUACAAUUAAAAGAUGCCAUUAUAAAAGCAACAUCCCUUAUUUAAGGCAAGUUAACGCAUCCAGGAGAUAAAGUUUAACUUUUUCUUUGAUCUCGGCUUAUAAAGAGAUAGUGUGAUCAAGCAAUAUCCCCAGCUGACAAGGAACAUGACUACACUUAUUUAAUCACACUAAACCUUACAAUGUAUUGUACUAUGUGGUUAAACAUGAUAAGUUAACAAAUUUAUUUUUAAUAUCUUUACAUGAUUAGAAUUUGGAGUAAAUCACAAAAAGUACUAAGUGGUGAUAGUUUUCCAACAAUGUUAUGUUGUUGUGGAAGCUAAAUUGAAUAAUUAUCUCUUUUGUUUUUCAUAGUUAUUUAUUAGCUUUAUAUUUUGUGAUAUUAGAUUUUGCAAGAUUAUUUUUUUUUAAUGUGUGCAUUUCUUUUGAAUUUCUUUAUCUAAAAUACUUUAUAAGAGUUGUAGUUUUUUUUUGCAUUUGUCUUGUGUGUGUUGUUACAAUUAAAAUAACUGUUUGUUACUUCUUAAUGCAAAAAAAAAGGUUUUUGAAAAAAAGAUUAUUUUCAUAUUAAACUAUCUUCGAUUGAAUUCUCUUUUAAUGUUUUGUCCCAUUCUUAAAAAUUACGGAUAAAACAUAUAUGACUUCCAUUGUUCAAGCUAUAUUGCCUUAU
Molecule: messenger RNA, 2728 nt
Organism: Physella acuta
Lineage: Eukaryota; Metazoa; Mollusca; Gastropoda; Physidae
Biological process (GO): signal transduction
Molecular function (GO): receptor ligand activity
Source: RefSeq, a predicted model, not a curated record